AUGAAAAAAAUAAUUCAAGAAUUGAAAAAAAAUCUAAGUGAAUGUGACAUACUAUUAAGAAUGCUAGAAAAAGAAAGUAAAUGUAUUACUAUUAACAUAAAACUUGCUAAUGCAUUAUAUGAUGCAAAAGUAGAUAAAUAA
Vairimorpha ceranae is the source of this 141-nucleotide messenger RNA. RefSeq lists its product as hypothetical. The transcript has a single exon. The record is from RefSeq and is a predicted model, not a curated record. Bases 1 to 141 code for a protein of 46 amino acids. NCBI's taxonomy places the organism in Eukaryota, Fungi, Microsporidia, Nosematidae.